This is a messenger RNA of Anastrepha ludens (Mexican fruit fly), 2835 nucleotides long. Its product is annotated as pancreatic lipase-related protein 2. The record is from RefSeq and is a predicted model, not a curated record. NCBI's taxonomy places the organism in Eukaryota, Metazoa, Arthropoda, Insecta, Diptera, Tephritidae. Gene Ontology annotation, molecular function: lipase activity. The transcript has 8 exons. Gene Ontology annotation, biological process: lipid metabolic process. Bases 674 to 1933 code for a protein of 419 amino acids.
CACAUCUUCGCAUAGCGUUGGUUUAGUGUAGAUUUUUGCUCGCACGGAAUUGGUUGCAUAACAAGCGCCGGCGCAGUGUAGCAGACGGAAAGGACAGAAAAUUAUUUAAAAAAAGUGAAUUAAGAAAAUAAUAUGAUUGAAAUUUCAAAUCCAUUGGAAAUGAUAGAUUAGAGAAUAUGUGCUUAAAAUUAAAUUCUAAAAAUUUAUAAAGUUAGAAUAAAAAUCAAAUAAAUUGUUUUAUUGAAAUAAGUUUAUGAAAUAAAGCAAAGUUAUAAGACUGAUUCUUAAAGGCACAUAAAAAGUGAUGUGACUAUAUAUUGGUGGAAAAUAUUUUUUAAAUGCUGGAAAUUAUCAGCGCUUGGGAUAUAUAAUAUAAACAGAAAAAUUGAAAUAUUACACUUCCUCAUAGUUUUUUUAGUCAAUGUGAAUAAUUCAAGUUUUAUAUGUACCAGUGAUAUAUGCGAAUAAUCUUUCAAUAAAAUAAUAAAUCACUUAAGGGAUAGAUUACAGAAGGGAUAAAGACCGGUUCCAGUUCUGUAAUUACUUACCAGUGUGAGAUCAUUUCGUAUGUUAAUUUUUGUCAAUUCAUUUCAAUCAACUUGCUAAAACAGCAAAAAAAAAGCAAAAACCAAAAAAUUCUUAGCGCUAAACUUGACCUUCACCAGCAACGAGAAUGCUUCCUGCUACUUCAACAUUAUGUGGAAUAUUUUCACUACUAAUAGCUGGUUCACCAAUAUUCUAUAGUCCUGCGCCACGUGGUGUCUGCUCCAAUUGCUGUGCGAUACGUGAACGAGAAGAUAUUAAAUUUCUGCUCUACACGAACAAAAAUCCGCAAAAAUCACAAAAUCUCUACCUGGCCGAUGAACGUCGGUUGGCUAAAAGUAAUUUCGAUUUGCAACAACCGUUAGCUUUCUAUUUGCAUGGCUUCUCAGAAUCGGCCAUCGGUGACAAUCAGAGCAGCCAACAACUGAAGGAUGCCUUUUUGAAAUCGGGCAAUUACAAUGUCAUCCUCGUCGAUUGGAGUCCCAUGACGGCGUUGCCUUGGUAUACAAAUGCUGUCGAAAAUUUGCCGGUGGCGGCGCGUUUCAUCGCGCGUUUUUUGCGUUUUCUUGUCGCGAGUGGCUAUCAAACGCGACUCAUUCAUGUGAUUGGUUUCAGUUUGGGCGCCGAGGUGGCAGGUUUUGUGGGCAAACAAUUGUUGGAGUGGGGUGUGGUCUUGCCAAGGAUAACCGGUCUCGAUCCACCUCUACCGCUUUUCGAGGUAGACAGCGGCAAUCGCCACUUGACCCACACCGACGCACGCUUUGUCGAUAUUAUACACACUGACGGCGGUAUACUCGGCAAUCCGGAGGAAAUGGGUCAUGCAGAUUUCUAUCCCAAUGGCGGGCGACCCUUACAACCGGGUUGUGCUAGGCAAGAGAUAGCCAACAAUCGUUGGUUGGGCAUACUGAUUGGUUGCAGUCACCAACGCGCUUGGGAAUACUUUGUAGAGUCUAUAAAUAGACCAUAUGCUUUCCCGGUGGACAGCUGUGAGCCAACGGAGCAAUUUGGUAGAUGCAAGGACGGCAAUGGACGAGCGUUUAUGGGCAUAGCGGCGGAUCAAAGAUUGCGUGGUAAAUUCUUUUUGGAAACAAAUGAUAAGCCACCUUACGGCCGCGAUGCCGAAGCGACAGCGCCGACAUCCCCAAGCGAAAUAGCAACAACAUCAGAGGCUGUUGCUGCGUUGCCCAUGCUGCCAGCUGUCGAGAAAAUUAAUGGCACUCGAGGCCAUGACAGCAAUACCUUGAGGAGAACAAGACAUACAAAAGCGGCGACAAGAAUAUCAACAGUGGCGAAGGCGCCAACACCAACAGCAGCAAGAGCAGCGAAAACAAUAAAAAGAGAAACAACAGCAACAACAAAAGCGAGAACAACGCGAACAAAAGCAAUCUAAUGCAACAACAAGUACAACUCCUUCGAAAAAAAUACAGAUAGUUAAAGGCAGAUGCAUUAGCGAGCAGCUUCUGGCCAGUGGGGUGUAGCGGGUGUGUGUGGGGUUUGGGGUGUGGUUGGCCACAAGGCUAUUGUAGGCGCAGCUGUUUUGCAGCAACAACGCAAUAAUGUCCAGAGUGAAUUUGAGGAGAUUUGAACAGAUUUGCUUUCAGUGCGCGCAUAAAGCCGCGGUCGCAGCCAACAGCUGAGCUACACUCAAACAGCUGAGGCAAUAGCAAUGGCAGAGGUGGCAAAUACAGAAGCGGGAGCAGAGGCAUGUAAUCAUUUUGUACUUGCAGUCAAAAGGAUUCGAAGGACUUAGCAAACAGUAAGAUGAUGCUGAUGGAGAUGCAGCAAUGGGUAAAUUAGGGUGGGGGUUGUGUUGCUGAAAAUAUAAAUUGCUACGAUUUUCAGCAGCGCAAAUAUUUAAGUUAACACUUUUCAAAUGUUGAUGCCAAAAAGUAAGAAAACUACUUAGUAACUAGGAUUUGAUGAAUGAUGAUGACAGUCUGACAAGAGUGAAUAAUAGGCUGAAAAGCCAUAAAACGACAAUAGUGGUGCUGUAAAAAUUCAUAUUGGAAUAUUGUAAAUUUAAUUUGAUGUAAAGUAAAGCUGUAAAGGUUACAGUAGGACUUUAGUUUUAAAACUUUUAGAAUAUUUAGAUAAAAUAGUAAAAUCAUGAAGCGAGUUGUCUAAAUAUACGAAGUAUUUAAGAAAAAAAUUCAGAAAAGGCAAAAAUGUAAAUAAAAUAGUACAUUAAUUAGUCAUAUAAGCUUUUAGUAGCAAGUAAAUAUGUUCCAGGAAAUGAUAUAUUUAUUUAUAAUACAUAGAUUAAGUGCGAAAUAUGAUUGUAUUUAUAUAUAC